AUGGAGACACUGAACUCGAGAGAUUUCAUGACAUCUGGACUCAAAUGUUUCAAUCUCAUGACGGAGACAUUCCACACCCUUAAUCUCAGAGUCAUCGAGAUGCUCGAGGCAUACAUCAAUGGCCAAUUGAGGGACCAGCCAGCCGUUGCAGCGGUCAUUCAAAACCUAUUUCUUCAAUUUCGCGAAAGAUUCAGCCCAAAGAACUUCGGCCACUUCUUCCUCCCAGAGCCAACCCCCUCCAUGCCCGGCAGUGAUAGCACAAGCCCGGAGAGCAGGAAAGUAGGUCUGGGAGAUGAAAAUGAUCUUGGAACCCAAUCACAAGCCCUACCAGUAUCAUCCAGGAACAAACCAAGCUCUGAUGUUGAAUCCAACGAUUCAUGCUCAGCAACAUCAAGCUAUGGUCCGCCAAAUCGUGGACUUCCUGAUUUUUUGAGUUCAAUUCUACUCUCCAUCAAAGAGAAGAUGAUGAAUCAGGCCAUGAAGGAGUUGCGCAGUAUUGCCGACGAAGGUCUCUGGGAAUUCGUCGAGCGCCACAGCGACGCCGAUACAGAAGAUUUAACCUCUCUAUCUGUAUCGGAUGAAGAGAUGGACAAUGAACCAACAGAUGCCGGCGGCCAAAGCGUUCGACAAUUGUCAAGCUCAGGAAGCUCCAAUAUGUCCCAGUCGACUAAUACUUCGGCUACCCAAGGCAGCAACAACGGGAAGCGACCAGCAAGCGGCUCGGGUCCGGAUGGUGGCGAUGGCGGCCGUGGAGGAAAGCGUCGCAGGCCAGCUCCGACGACAGACAAUGGAAUUGAACCUCCUUCGAGGAGGCUAAGCUGCCCGUAUUUCAAGAAAGACCCUGGAAGGCUCAGGAGCAAUCAUUCUUGCUCCAAGCCUCCGGGAUUCGAGAACGCGAACCGAGUCAAUUGGAACAAGAUUCUGAUCCAGAGAUAUUUAGAGAGCAUAUUUACCGGGCUCACCGUAGAGAAGCUUAAGUCAAAGAAGGACUUGAAGGGUCUCAGCGAGGAGGACAAGUGGAGAAAGAUGUAUCGGAUCAUUUUCGGGCUGAAUGAAGAUGCGGAGACCCCAAGCCCUUACUUCGAGCCAUCAGGUUGGUACAUGGAAAAGUUUCGGGCGUACUGUGGCAAGCGGCUUCCGAAUCUUGUGAGGAGGAAACUCGAGGACCAACUCGAGGACGAACUCAAAGCUUCCUUGCUGAAUAUGUUGAUGACCACCAUGCAGCAAUGCCAGGAGGAACUUUUUACUUCAUUCAUGGAAGCGGAGAAGUCUGGCUCGCUGGAUAACGAUGAAAUCGAGGAGGACAGCGAUGUGGCUCAAGCCUUGGAUUGGAGUGAUUUCCAGCUACCGAGCAAUUCCCUUUGGUUCCCAGAUUAUGGACAGCCUUUCUCUAGUUUUAAUUCCCCAGCCGAUUUUCUUUAA
Lasiodiplodia theobromae is the source of this 1422-nucleotide messenger RNA. Its product is annotated as Zn2 cys6 DNA-binding protein. NCBI's taxonomy places the organism in Eukaryota, Fungi, Ascomycota, Dothideomycetes, Botryosphaeriales, Botryosphaeriaceae. The transcript is spliced from 5 exons. The record is from RefSeq and is a predicted model, not a curated record. The coding region runs from base 1 to 1422 and encodes 473 amino acids.